This is a messenger RNA of Biomphalaria glabrata, 2643 nucleotides long. Its product is annotated as signal peptide, CUB and EGF-like domain-containing protein 1. The coding region runs from base 176 to 1849 and encodes 557 amino acids. The transcript has 2 exons. The record is from RefSeq and is a predicted model, not a curated record. NCBI's taxonomy places the organism in Eukaryota, Metazoa, Mollusca, Gastropoda, Planorbidae. Gene Ontology annotation, molecular function: calcium ion binding.
GUAUAUAGAUCUAUCAUUUCGAAGCCUGGGAGCAUUCAAUGCCACUAUUGGUGUUGGGUUGGAACUGACGAGCUUUUUGUUAAAUGAACUGGAAUUGGGUUAACUUCGAGAUAUACUACAAAGUCAUCGAAUGUAUUCUGUAAAGGUUAAAAAUAGCGUUUGACUUCUAGAGACGAUGAAACCUUUCGCACCAGCUAUCACUACGAUAAUCCUAAUGUGUCUUUUUACUUCAUAUACAACUUCAAAUGAUUACAUUUCACUAAUUAUAGAAAGCCGUGUUUAUUGGCUGGCAAGGUCAAGUGUCUAUAGUCAACCAGAAGGCAAAACUAACUGCGCCCAAUUAAACGCCGAGUUGGCUUUGUUUGAAAAUAACGAAGAAUAUUUUAGAGUCUAUAGCGCAUUAAGUCAAAACCGCACCAUAACUUUAAAAGAGGUUUGGAUAGACUUCAACAUUUCUAACCACACGUAUUAUUAUGGUUUCGGUUGGAGACAGGAAAUAUUUAAUGGUUCUGUUUGGACGUCCAAUGAACCAGAUGAAAACUGCAAAAACAUUUCCAGAGAGUGCUGUGCGAGACUAAAGCUUAAAGAAGGUUUAAAAGAUCAUGAUUGCAGUUCCGAUUAUUCGUACUUAUGCAGGGCUCUGUGUCCACUCCAUGACAUCAAGUGUCUCUUAAAACAACGUAGAGUGAAAAUAAACUCUUCCGAUUGUUCCACGGGUUACAUCUUCAACAGCACACUGUCAUCAUGUGUUGAUGUUGACGAAUGCGAGACAAACACAUCCAUGUGUACACAGUCGUGUCUCAACACUAACGGCUCUUACACGUGUGCGUGUCACGACGGCUACACAGCAGGGAACGACACUUACUCUUGUCAGGACAUCGAUGAGUGUUUAACUAACAAUGCCUCUUGCCUGCAAGUUUGUGAAAACUCUGCGGGAAGCUUUCAAUGCAAAUGUCAUGAUGGCUACUAUCUGGGGUUGGACAAUAAAACUUGUCUUGACGUGAAUGAAUGUAGCUCGGGUGCUCAUAAAUGUCAACAGAACUGUAGCAAUACAAACGGAUCUUACAUCUGUGAGUGCGAGAGUGGCUACUUACGAUCUAGCGAUGGCUUCAAUUGUACAAAAGUAGAAACAUGUUUAACAUCACAGUGCGAACAAAAUUGUUCGAAUACUAGUACUGGCUACACCUGUCAUUGCUACCCUGGCUUCAAGUUAGACGCUGAUGGAAUACACUGUUCAGAUAUUAACGAAUGUAAUCAGUCUACAUGUAGGAACUGCUCCUAUACAAAUGUAUCCAACUCUUGCCCUAGCCAUUGUAAUGUAAGUUCUACUGUUUGUGAUCAAGUCUGUGAUAACGUCAAUGGAUCAUUUCAAUGUUCUUGUAGACCAGGCUACCUUCUAGAUAUAGCUGACAACAAGACAUGCAAUGACAUAGAUGAAUGCAGUCUAAACUCCAGCCUGUGUGAAGUCUCCUGUAUUAACACCCCAGGCUCAUACUUCUGCUCAUGUCCACAAGGAUAUCAACUUUCAGGAAAUAACUUCUCUUGUGAAAAGAAUACACUCGCCAAUUACUGCCCUUGUUCUUGCCUUACCACCAAGAUAAAAGAUCACAUGAACAAAGAGCAGCUGGCUGUUUACCUGGAGAGCUUAACAAAGAGCCUACAAGUCAUCAAAGGUGAUCUUCUUUCACAUCGUUCAACGUUGACAACCCAGAAGGAUGACAGGCCAACCAGCUCUAUCCUCGGCUACAUCGGCAUCGUCACAAUGACAUUUGUUUUUGGUACAAUCAUCUUGCCAGAAGUUUUAAUGCUGACUGUUGAAGUCAUUCACAAGAUUAGAAACCUAUUCUAAAUACAUGACAUUGCAAAUGACAAAAUAAAUUCAUUAUUAAAAUUAUUGCGCACCAACGGUACCACAGUUUGUCAAUAAAACAAAUGGUCAUUUGAUAGCACGUCCUGGGCUAAACUGACGUGGUGACCGAUGAAUCAGACAAAAUCUGUAUUUCUAUAAGACGAAUAGAUCUUGUUCUAGAGUAUUUCAUUUAAUAUGUUAAAUUUCUAUUUGUUUAAAAUGUGUAAACAGUGAAUACGGGUGUUGAUAAACUUUUCUGGAAGAACAUGUGAGUCUGUGAAAUUUAACAGACACUUUGUUUCCAUGGCACGAACAAUGUUCCCUAAAAGAAAAGUACUUUGAACACAGUUGAGGUGCAUGGUGGACACUCCAGCGUGACCAACAGGAGGUGCUAGCCCAUUUCAGAGUCAGCACGCACUUAGGGCGAUAUAGAAAUAAAUACCAUACGCGAUGCCUCCACUUCUAAAAGGACGAGAAAACAGUAGGAGGAAUUUCGGAGAAUGUCGAGUCUUGAACAUAAGGUGAUAAUUUUUGAAAGAGGGAGAGAGAGAGAGAGAGAGAGAGAGAGAGAGCUGGUUAAUGGCCAGGAUAAGCCUAUUCCUUGAACAAAGACAAGAAGACCCUUUUACUUGUUACGUGGAACUAAGUUUCAAUACAUUCAUCCUGUCAUGAAAUGUGUCUCAGAUAGGGAAUAAAUAUAAAUGGAAGAACUGUAAAUUUCCAUCCAUUUAUCUCAAUACUGUAAGAUUUAUUUUCUUUUUCUAUUUCAAUAAAAAUUAAUUGACUACCACUAA